UUUGCCUCUUCCGGCCUUUUCGGAGCCAAACAACCACGACGGGAUACCCCAAGCUACACGUAGCUACAUAAUCUUCUAUACUCGCGCCUCGAGUAGACGUCCUGCUGGCAUACCAACACCACCACCACCACCACCGCCGCCUCCUCUCCUCCUCCUCCUCCUCCACCCAACGCUUGUCCAGCGAGAUAUUCUGCAUCUACACGACCCAAUGAGGCAUCAAUAGGAGUCGUCACAUCAGACCAACUGCCCGACUCUUCCACUCCCAGCAUGGCGCAUACGCGAAGUCCUCCUUCGCGGCGUGCACCAUGGUCUUCCAUCUUCACCCUCACAACUCUGCUGUCCUUGUCAUCAUGGCUUCCUGCGACGCUGGCGGCCAAGACGGCAGCAGACUACUAUGUCACCAAUCUGCCUGGAGCACCUGCAGAACCCAGGCUGGACAUGUGGGCAGGCCAUCUCGAGAUCACGCCCCAACACCAUGGCAACCUCUUCUUCUGGCUCUUCAAGAACCGGCACAUUGCGAACAAGCAGAGGACAAUACUAUGGUUCAAUGGUGGACCAGGCUGCAGCAGUAUGGACGGCGCAUUGAUGGAAAUUGGUCCGUACAGGGUGAAGGAAGAUGGCACACUACGGCUUCAAGACGGCAGCUGGGAUGAGUUUGCAAACGUCUUGUUCGUGGAUCAGCCUGUAGGCACGGGUUUCAGCUACGUCGACACCGACAGCUACAUACACGAGAUGGACGAGAUGGCUGAGCAGAUGGUUACAUUCUUGAAAAACUUCUUCAAGAUCUUUCCAGAAUACGAGCACACCGAGCUCUACAUAGCAGGAGAGUCUUACGCAGGGCAAUGGAUUCCGUACGUCGGUAAAGCUAUCCUCGAGCACAACAAGAAAGACGCAGCGCACGCCUGGAACCUCCAGGGUCUUAUGAUUGGCAACGGUUGGAUCUCUGGACCCGAGCAGUACAUCUCCUUUCUCCCCUUUGCCUACGACAAUGGCUUAGUCACCGCGGGAUCCGACGCAGAUAAGAAAAUACUCGAGAAGCAAAAGCUGUGCCUGCAAGAUCUGGACGCGGGAGCAAAGGACCACGUCGACUCCCACAUUUGCGAAAACAUCAUGCAGGAAAUCCUGCGCCUCACGCAGACGAGUGAUGGCUGCGUGAACAUGUACGACGUGAGACUGCACGACAGCUAUCCCAGCUGCGGCAUGAACUGGCCUCCGGAUUUGACCCAAGUCACACCCUAUUUGCGCAGGGAUGAUGUGAAAAAGGCACUCCAUAUCAACGACGACAAGAAGACGGGUUGGGUGGAGUGCAACAACCAAGUCUCGUCACAUUUUACCGCCAGAAAGUCGAAGCCAUCGAGGAUUCUGCUUCCCAAACUACUCGAGGAGCUGCCCAUUCUCCUCUUCUCCGGCGACAAGGACAUGAUUUGUAACCACAUUGGCACGGAGAACCUCAUCAACAACAUGGUGUGGAAUGGUGGUACGGGCAUGGAGUUGUCACCUGGAGUGACGGCUCCUCGUCGAGACUGGACGUUUGAAGGCGAGCCUGCUGGUGUGUACCAGACUGCGCGUAACCUCACCUAUCUGCGCUUCUACAACUCUUCGCACAUGGUUCCCUUUGACUACCCACGUCGCAGCAGAGACAUGCUUGAUCGAUUCAUGGGCGUGGAUAUUGCCUCUAUUGGCGGCACACCCGCAGAUUCCCGCAUCGAUGGCGAGAAAGGCGUGGAGGUUUCCGUGGGCGGUCACCCGAACAGUACGGCGGCUCAGGAGGCCGAGGCCGAAAAGGUGCAAGCGGCGCAGUGGAAAGCGUAUCAGCGGUCGGGAGAGGUGGCAUUGUUCUUUGUCAUUGUUGCAGCAUCCAUCUGGGGAGUCUUCAUCUGGCGGGAGCGGAGCAAGCACAAGGGCUACAGAUCCAUCUUUGGCAUGGAACCUUUUGACGACCGAGGUCCCAGUGGGGGUCUGGGACUUGAUAUUGAUUCGGCGAGAAGAGCGGAGCGAGACGUAGAGGCUGCACGAGACUGGGACGAAGCCGAACUGGAUGAUAUGUCGCAGAGCAACGGGCGGCACAAGGAGAUGUAUCGCGAGAACUUUAGUGUAGGAGAUGAUGAUGAUGAUAAUGAUGAGGAAGAAGAGGUCGAUGGGCGGCGGUACGGGAGACCUGCGAAUGGACAUGCGUCGUAGCAUCGGCUCAACAUGGAAAUUGGUGUCUAAAG
Molecule: messenger RNA, 2213 nt
Organism: Sphaerulina musiva SO2202
Lineage: Eukaryota; Fungi; Ascomycota; Dothideomycetes; Mycosphaerellales; Mycosphaerellaceae
Product: Peptidase_S10-domain-containing protein
Exons: 2
Coding region: 268-2181 (637 amino acids)
Biological process (GO): apoptotic process; proteolysis
Cellular component (GO): trans-Golgi network
Molecular function (GO): serine-type carboxypeptidase activity
Source: RefSeq, a predicted model, not a curated record